AUGAACCAAUCUUCACUACAAACAAAUAGCACACCACUGCUGAUGAUGAUGAUGUCUUCACAACUAGAUGCAGAUGCGGCAGCUAACAGCAACGGAUUUGACAACUUUUUGGAUAUUUUUUCAACUGAUAUGGAUUUUGAACAAGCUUAUUCAAUGUAUAAUACAUUACAACAAAAAUCAGCAAUUGGUACGUUUGAAGAGUUGAAUAAAGUGCAAAUGUUGAAUUCGCAAUAUACUACUAAUUUACCUACUCCACCACCACAUCCACAACAUCAGCAACAGCAUUACUCUAGUGUGUCAUCUGACUUACCCCAGGAUGAAUUUGCUGAUUCUAGGCAACAGAUACUAAAUGGAGGACAUCAAUACAUUCAAGAACAACCAAAACAACAACAACAGCCGCAGCAGCAAAUAGAACAACAACAACUAGAACAACAACAACUAGAACAACAACAACUAGAACAACAACAACAUCAACAUCAACAUCAACAUCAACAUCAACAACAACAUCAACAAGAGGAAGAAAAUGACGAUUUUGAUCAUUUCUUCACCAAUACUGAGUCAAAUGCUCUUGAAAGAUUUUUGGAUAGUUUAACUAACCCAAAAGCAACUGCUGAUCCAUUACAAUUUUAUCAAAAUAGUCGAUCACCAAAGAGUAACAAUAACAACAAUAUGGAAUUUGAUUUUAACUUUGAAAUGCGUACAAUGAAUAUACCUCCAUUUACGAAACAAAGUCAAAAACCAGCACAACAACAACCGCAACAACAACUGCAACUGCAACAACAAUUUCAAAAUUAUCAAGCACCACAAUUGCAUCAACCACAACCUUUUUAUCCAACAGAUACCAAUUUCCAUGCAUCAUCGUCUUCACCAAUGACCAUGUCUACGACUCAUUCAAACGUCAUGCAGGCACACUUUCAACAACAACCACAUUCACAACCACAACACCACCAACAGCAACAAUUGCAGGACCAUGUUGCUCUUAAGAAUGAACUAGCUGAAGCUUUCUCAGUGCCAGCAAAAUCACCAUUUUCUUCACCACCGCUUGAAAAACAAGUUAAAGAAGCAAAACAAGCGGAGCUUAAAGCUACAAGAAAGAGCCAAACAAAGCUGACCAAACUGUCAAAGAAGGAUACCAAGACGGAGAUAAAACAAGAAAGUAUGUCGUUAACUUCCUCAUCAAAUUCACAGUUAAUAACUCCACCUACAUCAGGCGACGAAAGCAGGAAAAGACAAGGCAUAGAAGAAGACGAAGAGGAAGAAGAAUACGACUCCGACGAUAACACCAACUCCACAACCUCCUCCUCCCCCAAAAGACAACUCAAAAAACGUAGACGUUCAACCAACAAACCCCUCCUAUCAAUCGAACAAAAACGAUUAAACCAUUCCCAUUCAGAACAAAAACGUCGUCAAUUGUGUAAACAAGCAUACCAACGAUGUCUUGAACAGAUUAUUGAUUUGGAUGCAUUUGCUAAAUUACCCGAAUUAAAUGAAGCUGAACGUAAAACUAAAAGAGCCAGAGUUAAUAAAGAAGGAUUACCUAACUUAUCUAAACAUGGCGCUUUAAUGAGGAUUAGUAAUGAGAUGACUUUGAUUAAACAGUUGAAUGAUGGAUUGAAGAAGUUGUUGGAGGGAUAA
This is a messenger RNA of Lodderomyces orthopsilosis Co 90-125, 1635 nucleotides long. RefSeq names its product Ino2p (gene INO2). The coding region runs from base 1 to 1635 and encodes 544 amino acids. The transcript has a single exon. The record is from RefSeq and is a predicted model, not a curated record. Lineage: Eukaryota; Fungi; Ascomycota; Pichiomycetes; Serinales; Debaryomycetaceae.